ACAGAUUUACCUACAGCAUUUUGUAUAUUGACAUACGGAGUUCAGAAGAAAAAAUUGAAUGUGUCAACCAACAAACAAUAACAACAGAAAAAUAAAUUGUGGCUAUAUUAUAGUUUUACAGACAAUUUUAUGAUUGCAAAACUAUUCAGGUGCAAUCAGUUAGCGUAUAGUGGAGGGUAGGAGGGAUGGCAAUUAGUGGGUGUUCGAGUGGUUUGUUGGCGACUGCUGUAGUCGCAUUACUAUUAUUACCAGUGCAAUAUUACGUGCCAGAUCUUUAUUCGGGUAUAGAAGAGCCUCUGUCUGCGGAAGCAGUAACGCCACCUGGCGGUGCGCUCGCGUGGCUCGACCAGACCUUAGCGGCCUUCCCUUCACUAGAUCUUUUUAUGGCAGCAGCGAUGUUAAUUUUGGGAAUUAUCACAUAUGUUUAUGAGUGGAUACAGAGAAAACUUUUAGAGAGGAGAAUUAUGAAGUUAAACCACUACUUGGGCGCGAGCAUCGACCGUCUCCGGGCUUGGGACGCACAGCAAGAACAGCUGGAGUCCACGCUGAAGAUGGUGCAGAAUGCCACCUCGGAGUACAACUUGCUGCUGUACCUCCUCCUGCGCCAGCACCGCUGCCUCGCCGCGCACCACGCGCCGCCGUCCAACUGCUUCUUCGACAAGCCUAUGGAGGAAGACCUCACCUAUCUCCGCGCACCCACCGUCAUUGAAGCAUGACGUUUAUGGCAGCGCGGGAAUUAUCGUCCAUGACUUCGCCUGUUUUCACCAAUAUUUUUACGGCCUCAAUAUUGUGCUUUAAAAAUUUCUAAGUAGUUAAGAUAGAAAGCAUGUCAUCCAAAACAUUAUUGAUGAUAUUCAAUAUUAUGAGAAGUAGUCUGAGCUAGUCUGCUAAUUUAGAUGGUUCUCAUCUCAGUUAUGUUCUAUCUAAAUAUGUUUACGAGGGCCUUGAGUUUGGUGAAACUGGGCAUAUAUCCCUUAAAUGAGAAACCCAACAUUAGAAUAUCCAUUUUUGUAAAGUUAACAUCUUUUCACGCCAUUUCCAUUUCUCACAGGCCUAGGUAUCUGUACGAUUCGGUGUAUCCGAGCCCUCAGGCACUACCGUCGUUAUAUUGGUGGUAAUUCCCGCGCUCGGAUCCUAAUCUCCGCUUUAAAUUCGUGUUUAUUUAUUAAUUAUAGUGUUGAGUUGUUUA
Molecule: messenger RNA, 1189 nt
Organism: Manduca sexta (tobacco hornworm)
Lineage: Eukaryota; Metazoa; Arthropoda; Insecta; Lepidoptera; Sphingidae
Exons: 2
Coding region: 186-716 (176 amino acids)
Source: RefSeq, a predicted model, not a curated record